Molecule: messenger RNA, 3738 nt
Organism: Penicillium robsamsonii
Lineage: Eukaryota; Fungi; Ascomycota; Eurotiomycetes; Eurotiales; Aspergillaceae
Exons: 2
Coding region: 1-3738 (1245 amino acids)
Molecular function (GO): hydrolase activity
Source: RefSeq, a predicted model, not a curated record
AUGGUUCGGUAUAUUUUUUCUUGGCUCUGGGCUAUUCCUGCCCUGGCCCAAGUUCAAAGCUUUCAUCCUCAAGGCCACGAUGAGAUCACUUAUAGCUUCAAUGUCCCCGAUAAUACCGCCAGAUCGGGCUCGGGCCCCAUAUACUUCCAGAUGAAUUCUACGCGCCAAGUGCAGUGGUUUGCCAUGGGCCAAGGAAGGCAAAUGGCAGGCGCCAAUAUGUUUGUGGUGUACACAUCUGGCAACAAUGUUACUGUUUCUCCGCGGUCGGGUGUCGGGGAGAUUCAACCGUUGUAUAACAAGGACGCCCAUAUUACAAUUCUGAAUGGCAGUGGUGUGCGCGACGGAGUCAUCACUGCCAAUGUUCAAUGCGAUACCUGCCUGAAAUGGAAUGGGGGAACAGAGAACGUAAACAGCUCCUCGAGUCCGUGGAUUUGGGCGAUUAAAUAUGGAGAAUCCCUAAAUUCAGUCAAUGUGUCUGAGGAUAUCACCCAUCAUGAUUAUCACGGUGUCAUGCUCAUCGACCUGCAAAGAGCGACGGGCGGCAGCUUAGUGAACCCUUUCGCGCAAAUGGACCGAGUCUCCAUCUCCCCCAGUGAAGAAGAUCCGGAGUAUGCGGCCUUCCGAAACACAAUCAGAAGGAAAAAGACGGCUCAUGCUAUGCUCAUGGUCUUCGCUUUUGUGGUCAUGUUCCCUUUCUUCGCACUCGGACUUCAUGUUUUCCCAUCCAAAUGGACGGUGAACAUUCACGGAACAUUUCAACUCCUCACUUUGGCUGUGGCAAUUGCGGGCCUUGGAGUUGGUGUUUCUAUGGCACGGCAGAUUGAAUUGAUCGAUUCUUACCAUACCAUCCUCGGAAUGAUCAUUGUCGGAACCCUUGCUCUUUUCCAACCUGCCAUGGGCAUGUUGCAGCACAUAUUCUUCCGGAAAACGGGGAGGAAAGGACAUUUUGCUUAUAUGCACCGCUGGUUUGGACGGUUGAUGAUGAUCUUGGGUAUUAUCAAUGUUGGGCUAGGAUUUAAGCUUGCGCAUGGACCGCGUGGGGCGGUCAUUGCAACUUGUGUUAUUGCUGGGAUCAUUGCGAUAGUUUAUAUUGUGACAUACUUGAAUCGCAAAUCGCUACAUAACAAACCCACCGUUCACGUUACCUACGAUGAGGGUAUCCAGAUUGUUCGUCAAUUCCUAUUCUAUGCAUCCAAACACCCCGUCGAAGACCUCCAGGCGUUCACUCGCCAAUGGGUCCCAAGCCCACAUUGGGUGAGAACCGAGACCAUCACAAUCCCUGACGAGUUCUUGUCCUCUGCUGCAAAAGCUGUCACAAAGCAACUAGGGCACAAGGGCGUCAUACGAGUGGGAGGAGAGAAAUGGUGGCAAUGGCGUGGGCCGUCCGAAGAGCUGAGGGGGGAGUGGGUUGAGAUGCGGAACCACUACAAUCAAACGGAGGGGGCCGGCAGGCAUUGUAAUCGUGUGAUGCUCUAUAUCCAUGGUGGGGCGUAUUUCUUCGGAAGUGUGGAUACCCAUCGGUAUAUGAUGCAGCGACAUGCGCGCAAGCUGAAGGGACGUGUGUUUGCACCGGAGUAUCGACUGUCGCCGCAGUUCCCUUUCCCGUGUGGCCUGCAUGAUUGUAUGGCGGCUUACCUCUGGCUGCUUAAGUCCCACAAACCAAAGGAAAUCAUUCUUGCUGGUGAUUCUGCGGGCGGAGGCAUGGCUCUAUCGAUGCUAGUCAUCAUGAGAGACCAAGGUAUACCCUUACCCGCGGGCGCUAUCUUGAUCUCACCCUGGGUUGAUCUGACACACUCAUUCCCGAGUAUUGUUAAAGACAACCCAGGUGAUUAUGUCCCUGCUUAUGGCUUCCGGCAUAAGCCUUCGGCCGCUUGGCCUCCUCCCAAUGCCGAUGAAAUUCUGGAAAUAAAAAGAUUGUCACGCCAACCAAGGGUGACUGCCGAGGAAGUUAACAGAGUUAUUCCCCAACCGAACAGCACUGCUGAAGAGACUGCCAUCCGUGGUUAUACUGUCCACGAGAACACCUCAGCCCCAGCAGAGGCUGCCUACCCUGGCCUGCAACAAGCCCCGAGUCCUACUACUUUGCAUGCUGAACCCGAUAAUAUUCACGUUGUUUUGGACGGGAAGACAGUCGAACUCAAGGACCAAAUCCAGUUGUACACGACGAACCAACUCAUGUCCCACCCUCUUGUUUCGCCAGUACUCCAACCCUCACUGGGUGGCCUGCCGCCUCUACACAUAUUGAGCGGCGGCGGUGAGACGCUUCGUGACGAGCAAUUCUACGUGGCCCACAAAGCAGCCAAUCCGACAGCAUACCCACCCAGUGACGCAUAUCUCGAUGAGAACGAUCCGACCCGGGAAACUUUGAACAAAUACGAACCAACUUAUGUACAAUUUCAGGUUUGGGACGACCUAUGCCAUGUCGCUCCAACUCUGAGCUUCACGCGACCAGCCAAGUACAUGUUCCGUUCCAUUGCCCAGUUUGGCUCUUGGGCACUGGCUCGUGCACAGAAUGGCGAGGUUGAAAUUACGGAUGAUAGUGCUCUUUCGGCCGCUUCGUCAAGCAGCUCAGAAGAUGAAGAUAUCCCGGGCCUCCAAACCGCACUGAACCGUCCGCCUAGUGGACCUGGGCCUUCGUCUGUCGGAAAGGCCGGGGAUCCUCUUCCAGCCUUCCAUGAGCACAUGAUACGGCAAAGAAUCGAUAAACGAGGGCAUGUCUUCCAGCUAGAUCCCCCCUCUUCCUACCCAGUGCUAGAUCUCCCCCCUGCCAAAGUAGGGGCAGUUAACCCCGUGCUUAUCCAAAUGUGGUUGGAUGCAAAGAAGGAAUGGGAUAUCAGAUUUGCCAAGGAGAAGCUUCGGGUUCAGACCCGACGCAUGAAAGAGCUGGCGCAUGGCUUCCAGGACUUUGAUGGCGAAUGUCCUCCCCCAAGCUCUUUGGCCGCUCGACGAGCUGCUCCAGGUGUACUACCAAAACGACAUGCCAAAAAGAACUACGGUAUGAUGAUGUGGAGCGGCUGGGGAAGCAGACAUGACGAGCGCAGAAUCGAAAUGGAGAAGCAGGCUGUGGAAUCAGGCAAACGUUCCACCCGUGUUAGCACUGAUGCUGGGCAGGCUGGAGCAUGGUCUAGCACUCCGGCGACGAAUCCUCAAACCGAAAAAGUCUUAGACAAAGACCUUACCGACAACAAAUCGCAGUCUAACGGCUACACUGCUGUCAGCUGGGAUGAAAAGGAACACCAUAAUAACGGCGAUUCUUCCACUGGACGUAUCUCCACAGAUCCCGAAACAUUCUCUCGACCACUUUCGGAGAAAAGCGCUGGCCCAAUCCUUAUAUUGCCUGGGGUGAACAACAACAAAUUCACCGAUGAGAGCGCCAGCACGAGGGGUCUCUUUCACGCAGCAGGAACUCUCCCGAUGAAAUCCGAUCUCUCGUUGGCUCACAGCAGGUACCGGCCAACAUCCGCUGCAGGAUCAUGCACUGGUCGAAGCGAGAUGAUGUCGGACACUGGCAGUACCGUUGGUGGCGACAAGGACUAUUCCGCCUUCAUGAACAUGGCAUCCGAUAACGCUAGCAACCGAGCUGUGAUAGGCGCGCGGGGUGUGAUUUCCCCAAUGAUAGCUGGUGAGAAUGGCCGUCGCUCUACAGAUACCCUAUCUGUGUUCUCUGCGACUGGUCGGGACUCCAUGUCGCACCGUCCUGAAAUGGCGGACAGGGAGAUUUACAAAACCGCCGAGUAA